This is a messenger RNA of Camponotus floridanus (Florida carpenter ant), 1617 nucleotides long. RefSeq lists its product as uncharacterized. The transcript has 7 exons. Bases 450 to 1427 code for a protein of 325 amino acids. The record is from RefSeq and is a predicted model, not a curated record. NCBI's taxonomy places the organism in Eukaryota, Metazoa, Arthropoda, Insecta, Hymenoptera, Formicidae.
CUAUGGUUCAUAUCCGAAAAAAAACGACAGCAGAGAGAUUCGAACUCGGGUCAGCGCCGUGACAAGCAGUCAUCUUACUUGCACUGCUACGCGCUAUUAUGAAGUAUCACUUUAUCGAAUUGAUUAUAACCAACACGCCUGACAAAAAAAUUUUUUUUACCAAACAUUCGGACAUACAAAGUUGGAAAACUUGUCUGCCAAAUACCCUUAAAAAAUUAGGAUUAUGUGAAGAUCAUUUCGUUAUUACAUCAUAACGAAGAACGUGAAAGCGCGACGAGAGAAAGAGGAAUGCAAAAUCAUAAGCUCGUCGCGUGGCAGUCGCGUGGUCUGUCAUUGAUGAGACAAAGACAGAACGAUGAAUUAUCGAUUCUUAUCCGACUGUCCAUCUCUGAAUAGUUCGGACAUGAACCCAUAUCAUAGACACAAACCAUGUUUCGUUACCGAGCGUAAUGGACAUAGUUCACGUCCACUUUGUCAGACGGCGCGUCAAGCAUCAAGAAAUGUGCCCGUCGAAGCUGAUGGCCGCUCUCAGGUUUCUCUCUGCUACUAUGAAUGAUACGAAUGAUGUUAUGAUAAGUAUAUACGAUACUUUAAUACACUUGCGGUAUCCGCAUAUCACUAACGCGGAGUCAAAAGACUUGGAAAAAACAAUUCUUAGUGGUGAAAAUCGCAUUUGCUUACUCUCUUGGCUGCUGACAGAGAAAUCAUCAUCAAUCAACGUACAUUUAGAAAAGCUGAAGGAUGUUGCUUUGGAAGAUCAGUUGUUCGAAUACUACUCUCAGAUUGGAAUGUGUAAUAACAAGAAUAUAUUAUUGGGUAAAUGUUCCUUGAAAGAACAGCUACCGUUUUUAAGAUUAUUAUUGGAUUUUAUGAGAGAAGUACACAUGAAACCCCUUGUGAAUAUAAUUGAUAUAGAAAAAACAUUUGUGGAUAUUACUAAGCUGUGUAUUGAUGAUAUUAAUGAAAUACCUUCUCUUUCUGUUAAACCAAAAAUAAGUUAUACUGAAAGUAUUAAGUAUUUCGAAGAAAAUGAAACAGACGUAUCGAAUAACGAUUGCGAAGAUAUUAAAACUAUUUUGGCUGAAGAUUCACAUGUAGAGACUGAUGACAAAUCAAUUAAUGAUGAACAGAAUGCACUGUUUGAGAAGGAAACAGAGAAAUUUAUAGAAGCAUUUCAGACAAUUUCAUCUUGGCCAGUACAAACUGGGAAUUUAAAUAAAGAUAUUUCUGAUUCCAUUUGUUCAGACAUUAAAAGCAUAUGCUCUGAUUUCGACACAUUAAAAAAGAUACUGCGAGCAAAAGAUGAAAUAUGUAAUAUGAAAAAUUUACCAAUGUUACCGAAGACUGCUACACCUUUCAAUAAAAUUAUAGAAGAUAUACUUGUUCAUAAUGAAGAACUCGAAAAUUGGAAUUUGACAAACAAUUGAUUUUAUAUUUAUACACAAUUUUUGCUACAAUCGUAAAGUGUAAUUAAUUGAUAUCUAAUUCAAAUAUUUGUAAUAUACAAGAUGUAGAAAAAUCUAUAAAUUGUAUCACACGUGCAUUAUUGGAAAUGUUUAUGUAAGGUACAGGAAGAUGUAUUGAUAAUAAGAAUAGAAUAAAACAAUUAUCUUUAAA